AGAUGGCAGUAACAAGAUGAAGAAGAGAAGCCACCUUGUUCUUCCUGCGAGCGGAGGAGAAGAAGAAGUCAGUUCGCGUUAGUGGUGCAGUUAGCCGACACUUGAAGAUUCAUCUGCUCGUUAAAGUUCGCAAGUCAUUGCUGUUGUAUGAUGCAGUCAUGUCUCUGCAGGUGACCUUGCAGCAGAGGAUCAACUCAGCCCAGGUGUUGCUGCAGCGGGCAGAGCACCUCUGUCAGGGUGUGGAGGGUCACCAGAAGCUCUGCAGUAAACUCAGAGCAGAACUGCGCUUCCUGCGGCGGGUGGAGGCCGGAGAGCUGCAGGUCAAAGAGUCUCACCUGCACAGCACGAACCUGACUCACCUGACAGCCAUUGUGGACUCGGCUGAGAGUCUGGAGGGUGUGGUCGCCCUGCUGCACGUCUUCACCUAUCAGGACGCCGCUGGCUGCAGGCAAACACUGGUGGUGGAUGUGGUGGCUAAUGAGGGACACACCUGGGUGAAGGCGGUGGGCAGGAAGGCAGAGGCUCUGCACAACAUCUGGCAGGGGCGGGGCCAGUAUGGAGACAAGAGCAUCAUCAGACAGGCUGAGGACUUCCUGCAGGCCAGUCGCCAGCAGCCUGUCCUGUACCGACACCCCCACAUCGUCUUCGCCUUCUACAACGGGGUCUCCUCCCCUAUGGCCAACCGCCUCAGGGACAUGGGCAUCUCUGUCCGAGGAGACAUUGUUGCUGUGAACACUGUGGUGAUGGAGGAGGGAGAAGAUGAAGAGGAGGACGAGCAGCAGGAGGAGGAGGAGGAGGAGGACAAGGACAAGCAGCCAUCUGAUAAUGAGGAGGGAGAGGAGUCUGAGCUAACCCGAGUCGACCGCAGCACGGUGGUGGCCAGCCUCGCGUUUCCUGUUCAGGUGCAUGUGGAGGAGUGUCAGCGUGUUAACCUCGACAUAACUACGCUCAUCACAUACGUGUCAUCACUGAGUCAUGGCCGUUGUCACUUCACCUUCAGGGAGCCGGUGCUGACAGAGCAGGCAGCCCAAGAGCGCCACCAGCAGGUGCUGCCACAGCUCGACGCCUUCAUGCAGGGGAAGGAGCUGUUUGCCUGCCGUGCCGCCGUCCAUGACUUCCAGGUGAUUCUGGACACGCUGGGGGGGCCCGGCGAGAAAGAGCGUGCUCAGAAACUGCUUGCUCGCCUCCACCUGGUGGAUGACCAGCCGUCAGAGCGCACGCUGCAGCUCACACCUAGCGCCAAGGUUAACCACCGCUCGCUCAUGAUCUUUGGCACCGGAGACUCACUGAGAGCUGUUACCAUGACGGCAAACAGCCGGUUCGUCAGGGCAGCAGCCAAUCAGGGAGUCCGAUACAGUGUGUUCAUCCAUCAACCGAGAGCUCUGACUGAAGGCAAAGAGUGGAGGGCCACACCCACCUGAGACAGAUACUUCCUGUGGAGGGACUGGUGGGAGUUUGAGUUUUUCAGCUGAUAAUAAAGAAGUGUGAUAACCCUGAGUUCAGUGAUAGAUGGAUGUUAUGUUUGUUGAAUGACUUCAGAAUCUACAUUCAAAGAUCAAUAAAGCAUCACAGUCA
Molecule: messenger RNA, 1575 nt
Organism: Scatophagus argus
Lineage: Eukaryota; Metazoa; Chordata; Actinopteri; Scatophagidae
Gene: c13h7orf25
Product: chromosome 13 C7orf25 homolog
Exons: 2
Coding region: 159-1421 (420 amino acids)
Source: RefSeq, a predicted model, not a curated record